UUUUCAUUGUAUAUACCUCCCCAGACAGCUCCUGGAGUCGAGAUUAUGGAACUAAUAUCAUAUUACAGAGUUGUUUUGUGGUAGCCUGCCUACGGGAUUCAUUAAAACCCAUCAGUAAAAAGUUGGCAACAACGACAACAAAAGAACAAUGACAAAGGGGAGGAGAGAUGGAGUGGAGGGGUCGUCUGACCAUUCCAACGCCAUUUGGAUUUGUCUAAGGAAAAAAAAAAAAAAAGUACUUACAGAGAGCUAGCUAGAGAGAGAGAGAGAGCUCUUUGAGAUCUAAGAUCUAUCCCUCCUCUGUGACCAAAGCGCGCGCGGAGAGGAAAGCGGUAGGGGGUAGCUAAAGCUAUGGCAGCAAAAGAGAAUAGCGUUGCAGCCGAAGAAACCUCGGGCUCGAGUUAGAAAGACGAAGAAGGAAGAGGAAGAGGAGUUGCUUGUUAUCUUCGGAAAUGGAGUCGCUGGAGAAGGUGUGAGGGAGGGAGGGAGAGAGGAGUGUGUUGCAGGGCUGAAUAGAGUUAGCACCAGCCUUUAAUGCUCUGUCUCCCUCUGCUCUGUUGUUGUUCAUGGUAGGUUUGCUAUAACAGGGGAAGAGGAGAGAGGGAAGUGCGGCUUCUUGCAUCGAUUUGCUUCGAGCUAUGGACGCCUACGAGGCAACGAGAGUGGUGCUGUCGAGGAUCCAAAGCCUGGAGCCGGAGAACGCUCACAGGAUCAUGGGGCUGCUCUUGCUGCAGGAGCACGGCGAGCAGGAGAUGAUUCGCUUGGCCUUCGCCCCGGAGACGAUGCUCCACUCCGUGGUUUUGAAAGCCCUAAAGGAGCUGGGUUUCGCGCCGGCCUCCGCUCCCGGAACCCCUGCCGGCGCCGCCUCGCCGUUGCUCCUCCGUCAGAACUCCGCCUCGCGGCUCCUCGCCGUUUCCUCGCCGUCGUCGUGGGCUCCGCCCCCGGUUUUCUCCCGCUCCAACAGCGGCGUGGGCGGGAAUGGUUUGAGCGCGUCGGUGGAUGAGCACCAGAGCUCGGAGGAGCUGGUUAGCCCUAGUAAUCUCGGCCUCUCGCCCUUCUAUGGCGCUGCUGAGCUCAUUGAUGAUUUCCACCUGCCGGAUCAGCUGGCUUUCCUUGGCGAACACGGCGCGGCCCCCAAUUCCAACCACCUGCUUUCUGUUGCUGCGAACGCCGGUGGAGGCAGCGAUGCGUUCAACCUGGACAUCGAGUGCCGAAGUCCUAGCGGCAACGGCGACGGCGCGAUGUUCCCCGGUAGGAUAGGCUGGGGGGUCAACGGCUACCACCACCGCCGGAGCAGCUCGGCCGCGGACCUCUGCCUCGGCGACCCGGCCGCGGGGUUCGGAUGGAAGCCGUGUCUCUACUUCGCGAGAGGCUACUGCAAGAACGGAAGCGCCUGCCGAUUCCUACACGGGCUCCCGGAGGACGGCGUGGCGGCCAAGAUGGACGCGGCGGUGGAGCAGCAGUGCCAGGAACUUCUGCUAAGGUCGAAAAGCCAGAGGAUGGGCGAUGCUUCUCAACUUUUGGCGUCUGCCUUCCCGUUCUCUCCCACUGGUUCGGUGCCGCCGUCACCUUCGUCUUCCUCGAGCAAAUGCCUCAACUUCUGGCUUCAACAGCAGCAAAAUGAAAGCCAAAGGGCGGCGACUGCGGCUGCGGCCGCUGCGGCAUUGAUGCUGGCUGGUGACGAUUCCCAUAAGUUCAUAGGUAGAUCAAGAAUGGAAAGAAAUGAUUUCAUGGCGAAUCCUGGCUCAAGACAGAUCUACUUGACCUUCCCAGCUGACAGCACAUUCAGUGAAGAGGAUGUCUCCAAUUACUUCAGCAUCUACGGGCCGGUGCAAGACGUGAGGAUCCCAUUCCAACAGAAGAGAAUGUUCGGCUUCGUGACCUUCGUCUACCCGGAGACCGUGAAAUUGAUCCUGGCCAAGGGGAAUCCUCACUUUGUCUGCGACUCCAGGGUUCUCGUCAAACCUUACAAGGAGAAGGGGAAAAUCCCUGAAAAAUUCAGGAAGCAGCAGCAGCAGGCUGAGACCUUUGAUCUUCAACAGCUUGCGGGAGCGCGGAUGAUGUUCAAUAAUGGAAGUUUCAACCAGGAGCUACUCCUGAGAAGAAAGCUAGAAGAGCAGCAACAAGCAGCAGAGCUGCAGCGAGCAAUUGAGCUGCAAGCUAGGCGAUUCACCGGCCUCCGGCUCAACCUAAACAACAUAAGCUUCUCAUCUUCUCCAGCAUCCAUCAACUCUCCUUCUAUUACUGCCGCCCAACCGAUUGGCAGCGUGGAUAGCAGCAGCAUCAAUGGCACCAAUUUCUGCAGCAGCAGUAGCCAGGAAGACUCACCGAAUGAGGAUAAGAGCAUCUGUGUUGCUGAAACAGAAGAGAAAUCAAAUGGCUAUGAUAAGAAUGAAUCUACCGGCGAGGCGAACCUCAAAGAAGAUGGCGAAUUGCUAGAAAGCGGCGAUCAUAACUUGCCCGAUAGCCCAUUUGCCUCCCCUACCGAUUCAUUCAUGCUCGAUUCACUCUCUAACAACGAAGACCGUACGACUACGAACAUUGUGAAUACUAGCAACACUCACAGCCAUCUAAAAGCCCCCUCCACAUUACAGCCAAUCGCUUCUUCCCCUGAUAAGCCCUCUCUGAGUUCAUGCUUCCUCCACAUGCCAAGGUUGUCCUCUGGCCACGGAGCUAUCGGCAUGUGAAGUCGCCAAGCGGAGUAAGUGAGCUCUCCCCAUCAUUGUAAGCCUCAGUCUCCAUUAGUGGAUUGUGACCCCCUCUUCUUUAUUCACUCAACUUUCACUUGAUUGUAGUAAUAUCCUAGUAAGCAAAGAAGAUAGUGGAAUAUAGCCAAAGAAAAGUUGCAAAUGGUUCCUGUGUAUUGCUUCUCCCUUUCCUUUUCGAGUAGUUUUCAAUUGUAAGCUUCAUAGGCAGCCAAGCAAGUCUACCAUUUGCUCUUCCAAUUCACCACCAAGAUACAAUUACUGUAGUUGCCGCCAUUGCUGUUAGCUAUAUCAUUACCCACCAAGAUACAACAAUCUUCCACACCAGGUACAGGAAACUCUAGACAAGGUGACAGAAAGCCGCACUAAGUUCUAAAAAGAAAUGAUACAGGAGAGGGGAAGGACCACUGAAGGUGAAGAGAGCCAUCGAGGGUCAAGAUAGAGCUGGAUGUUGUACAUGCAUGCAUGUGAUGUUCUGCAGUGGUCUCUUCUCUUGUUCCUCCACUCCGGUCUUUUACUUUUGGUUUCUUUUGUUGAUCCAAUAUUGUAGCUGACUUCAAAAUAGACAGAAUUGUUCACAAAAAGAGUUUAAAACAAAUAGUUUCUCUUCCUUGCUUGCUGUAA
Messenger RNA from Zingiber officinale, 3329 nucleotides. RefSeq names its product zinc finger CCCH domain-containing protein 53-like. NCBI's taxonomy places the organism in Eukaryota, Viridiplantae, Streptophyta, Magnoliopsida, Zingiberales, Zingiberaceae. The record is from RefSeq and is a predicted model, not a curated record. The coding region runs from base 639 to 2687 and encodes 682 amino acids. The transcript has 9 exons. Gene Ontology annotation, molecular function: metal ion binding; RNA binding.